GUGUAUGUGUGUGUGUGUGUGUGUGUGUGUGUGCGCUGAGUCUUGUGUGGUUACGCGGUACACAAAAUUGACAAUUCUUUGAUACACUUUUUCGGGCGGUAAAACGAAGAGGAGAGGAUUGCAGAAGACCGAUACGGAGGCUCGUCGCAGGAAGCGAGACAAUGUAAUGUGGAAUCGAGAUCGGCUGAAACCGGGGCCGUAAACAGCCGGUUAGGGUUAGGUUGUCUCGUCAGGGUGACGUUGGGGAAUCGGCGGAAUUUCGCUUAUCGCACCUCGACACCUGUUAACGCGAAUCUUUCUUCGCACUCGGCGUACUCUCUCGUUCCGUAUCGAAACAGAGAGAUAGUUUUAAAUGCAUUAGUGCGUGAAGUCGGCUUCCACGAUUUCCGCCUGGGGACAAGUAUUUGAAUGCGAUGUCAUGAGAAGAAGAAAGUAAGACAAGAUGAGUUGUUCUGUAGAAUUACGCCAGCGUAGACAACAGGGGAUGGCGGAGGAUCCUCAUAAACUAGCGGCGAUGAUGAAUAAAUCUCAAAGACUCGUACUGGGACUUUUAAUUCUACUGCUGGUUGACAUAAUUUGGGUGUCAAGCUCCGAACUUACAAAAUAUAUUUAUAGGGAUGCAACCUUUAAAAAGCCAUUUUUUAGUACAUAUAUAAGGACAUCUAUGUUUACAUUUUAUUUGCUCGGCCUGUGCUUUUGGCCACCUUGGCGGGAGCAAUGUAAUAGACCUGCAACAUAUAUGUUCAUAGAUCCUAACAUUGAAGAUGACAAUUUCUAUGUGGAAGCUAAUACGAGUCUAAGCGAUCCAACAUUUGUUCCCAUAAAAACACCGGAUCAUUGUGACCGCUCGUCGGGUACAGAAAGCGACGAUUCGUCCAUCCGUUCUGUGAGAUUUAGUAAACUGGCCGAGGUGCGUCAUAUGUCGGAAAGCGAUGCCACGGAAGCUCUAUUGGCACGGCUCAGUUAUCAAGCCAGCGUCAGGGCUGGGGAACACGCAAGACGGCAGGCCAAUAAAUUCUCUGUACAAAAAGUGGCCAAGAUAGCCCUCAUGUUCUGCUUGUUUUGGUUCAUGGCAAAUUACCUGUACCAGAUAUCGUUGGAGCUGAUCGAGGAUAAAAUCGUGGUCGUACUGUCGUCGACGUCUAGUUUAUUCACUUUAUUUCUCGCCACUUUCUUCCCCAGUAAUGGGGAUAAGAUUACCCUGUCCAAAUUAGCUGCCGUACUUGUCAGCAUCCUUGGACUAAUAUUAGUCGGCAUCUCGGAUUUAACUGUAAAAAACAAUAGCAUGUCGAUGGGCAUAAUAUUAGCUCUAGUCAGUGCUUUUUUUUAUGCUGCGUAUAUCGUAUUUUUAAAGAGAAAGGUAGAUCACGAGGAUAAGAUGGAUAUACCAAUGUUUUUUGGUUUUGUGGGAAUAUUCAAUUUAACGCUUCUGUGGCCUUUAUUCUUUAUCCUUCAUUACGGUCAUUGGGAGGAAUUCGAAUGGCCCAAUAGUCACCAGUGGACAUUCCUAAUUAUAAACGGCCUGAUUGGUACAGUCCUAAAUGAAGUUCUUUGGCUAUGGGGUUGCUUUUUGACGUCGUCUCUAGUAGCGACAAUGGCUGUAAGCUUAACAAUGCCCAUGUCAAUGGUAGCUGAUGUCCUUUUGAAAAAAGUUGAAUAUCCCUAUAUUUUCUAUUUUGGAAGCAUUCCAAUGUUUUUGGCAUUUUUGGCGGUGUCCCUUUUAUCUUAUUAUGAUAAUUGGGAUCCUGUUAUGAACAUGAUGAAAAGAUUUUUUAUCUGGAUUUGCAGAAAAAACAGAUCUACAAGAAUUCCAGAUCUUGAAGCGGAACAAACAGAAUCCUUAAUAGGGAUAGAUAGCGGUGAUCAUGAAGCUUAAUAAGACAAUAACAAGAGAAUCAAGAACACGGUAAAACAUCUCGUAUAUAUACAGGGUUUCCCUGCAUUUACCUAACCGACAAAUUACGAGAGAAUAUUCUAUAAAUGGAAAUAAGAAAAAAAUGUUAUACAGGGUAUUUUAUAGGAAUUGCUGAAACUA
Messenger RNA from Nylanderia fulva, 2035 nucleotides. Its product is annotated as solute carrier family 35 member F5. The record is from RefSeq and is a predicted model, not a curated record. Gene Ontology annotation, cellular component: membrane. NCBI's taxonomy places the organism in Eukaryota, Metazoa, Arthropoda, Insecta, Hymenoptera, Formicidae.